Anolis carolinensis (green anole) is the source of this 8363-nucleotide messenger RNA. RefSeq names its product KAT8 regulatory NSL complex subunit 1 (gene kansl1). Gene Ontology annotation, molecular function: histone acetyltransferase binding. Gene Ontology annotation, cellular component: NSL complex. The record is from RefSeq and is a predicted model, not a curated record. Bases 859 to 4155 code for a protein of 1098 amino acids. The transcript has 15 exons. Lineage: Eukaryota; Metazoa; Chordata; Lepidosauria; Squamata; Anolidae.
AAGGGAGGAGGGAGGAGAGAGGGAGGAGGAGGGCAGAGAGAAGGAGCCCGGCCGCCAUUUUUUCCCCGAACAGAAUUUAGCAGCAGAAAAAAAACAGCAGCAGCAGCGCCACCUCUGCUGCUGCGGCUGCCCGGGCGGAGCGGGUCGGGCACGAAGGCAAAAGCGGGGGGCCCUGAAGGCGGGGUGAAGGCGGGAGCACCGCAGAGGGGUUGUGUUGCACACUGUCCCACUUUGAAGAAGAGCGAGAGAGCGAGAGACCCUCCUUUGCAGUACGAGCAGCAGCAGGAGGAGGAGGCGCCGCAACAGCCGCCACUACUGGAGGAGGAGGAGGAAGACAGGAGCGCCCUUUUUCCCCGCGCCGCCGCCGCCUCUUCUCGUCCUCCUUCUCUCCUCUCCCCCUUUUCUCCAGGGUGUGCUGGGGGUGGUUGAAAAAAGGGAAGGCGCCCUUCCCUCCCCGCCGCCCCAAAUCCCUUCCCCACAGCCCUUUUCCUGCCCGCCCGCCCUCCUUGCCCGCAGAAGAGCAAGGAGCAGGCGGGCAGGGAAAGGGGAGCCGGGAGGGGAAGGAACCGGGGGGAGAAAAGGAGGAGGAAGAGAGGAAGGAAGAAAGAAAAGAGCCGCGGCGAGGAGACGGCUACGGCAGCACCAGAGGACGGGGCUUGGCGCGUCUGCCCUUCGCCUUGUUUGCAAACUGCGCCCUUUUUAUUUUUGUGAAUUUUCCACAUUUUUUUGUACCGGGUCGGAUCCGCCCGGACUCUGCUCUCGGCUCCAUCACGUGGCUGCCCUCUGGCGAGGCAGUAGGAGGCAGCAGAGCUGGCCUCUGCAACGCGAGAGGCUGGACUUCCUGUCUUUCUGUGCUGAAUGGCUACUAUGGCGCCCGCUCUCACUGACGCAGCAGCUGAAGCUCACCACAUCAGGUUCAAACUGGCUCCCCCAUCUUCCGCCUUGUCUCCAGGCAGUGCCGAAAACAACGGCAACGCCAAUAACAUCCUUGUCGCCACGAACGGCACCAAAAGGAAAGCUGAGGAUUCUAGCCUAGAUUUCAGAAAUAACUCUGCUAAGGAAGAGCUGGGAAAAUUGCAGCCUCUGGUGGCAUCUUACCUCUGCUCGGAUGUAACCUCGGUUCCUCCGAAGGAGUCAUUAAAACUGCAAGGGGUCUUCAACAAACAAGCAGUCCUUAAAUCUCACUCUCUGUUAUCACGCCCCUUCUUGAAAAGUAGUGACCUGUUGGGGAGGCAACCUGUGUUUUCAUUGGAAAACCUAAAAACCAUGAGUACUAGUAGCCAAACAUCUUUGCCACAAGCACCAGUCAAUGGCUUGGCUAAAAAGUUGGCUAAGAGCAAUAGUUCUGAUCAUGAAAACCCAGCUUCACUUAAUGGUGGGAAGCGUGCUCCUCCUUCCAUAGCCCUUCAGGAUGUUGAUUCAAAUAACCCUGGGGAUUCUGAUGUGGGGAAUCUGAAAUCGGGUUUGACCAAUUGCACUCUUCCUCACAGAAGCCUUGACACAGAGCACACAGCUCCAGUUAGCAAUAAUGGCACUGCAAAUAAACGUAUCUCCUAUUCACCAGUGCAACAGCAGCAGCAGUAUGGGCUUGAAGGGGGUGGAGAGAACAGGUGGGUGUUAUCUGGAGUGCCUGGGAGUUCUGAUCUUGGCAGCAAUAAGCCAGUAGAAGAGCAGAAAGCUUCUCUGCCAAACAACUCGCAUAAUGCUUUGGAUUCGGAUAUGAGGACAAGGGUGCUGCUUCGGCGGCAGGCAGACAUUGAGAAUCGUGCUCGGCGGCUGCAAAAGCGCUUGCAAGUGGUGCAGGCCAAGCAGGUAGAGCGGCACAUCCAGCAGCAACUGGGUGGCUUCUUGGAGAAAACUCUCAGCAAGUUGCCAGCUUUGGACUCCCUGAGACAUCGGAGUCAGCUAAUGCUGACCCGCAAGGCAGAAGCAGCUUUGAGAAAAGCAGCAAGUGAAACAAGUACUUCAGAAGGACUGAGUAGCUUCUUAAAAAGUGGCUCCAUCUCAGAAGAAUUGGAGAGGUUUACUGCCAGUGGGAUGGCUAACCUACGGUCUUGUGAGCAAGCGUUUGAUUCAGAUGUUACAGACAGCAGCUCAGGUGGGGAGUCGGACAUUGAAGAAGAGGAACUGACCAAAGCAGACACUGAACAGCAUCAUGUACCACUGAGGCGACGGUCAGAAUGGCAGUGGGCAGCUGACAGAGCGGCUAUUGUCAGUCACUGGAACUGGCUUCAAGCACAUGUCUCAGAUCUAGAAUACCGAAUCCGGCAACAAACAGAUAUUUACAAGCAGAUUCGAGCCAACAAGGGCCUGAUACUGCUCGGGGAAGCACCUCCCUCUGACUCUGUGCUAAGUGACUCAUCGCAUACUCUUAGUGCUGAGGUUAAGCUGGAGCCAGGAACUGACAGAUUGUGCAUCCCCCAGUCGUCAGAGAACAUUUGUACAUCCAUUGGCAAUACCCAAGAACCCCUGUCUGCCAAAACCUGCGGAGUGCCGAGACCAGUCAAUGGAGUAAUUAACACGCUACAGCCCAGCUUGACAGAGCGUGCUCAGGGAGACAGUCCGGAUGCUGAGGAAUUAUUGCGUAAAAAGCAGAGACUAAAUGUGUCUUUGGCUUCUGAUGGAACCUGUGUAGCUGCCCGCACACGCCCAGUCCUCAGCUGCAAGAAGCGGCGGCUUGUUCGACCUAGCAGCUUGGUGCCACUCUCCAAAAAGAUUCAUCGCAACAGCAUGGGGCGGUGCAGCUGUGAUGUGAAUCCCUCAUGUGCUCUCUGUGGCACUCGAGGUUCAGUGCCUCCUGAAAUCCAUUAUGAAGCCCCUUUGAUGGAGCGUCUCUCGCAGUUGGAUUCCUGUAUCCACCCUGUUCUCUCAUUCCCUGACGAUGUACCAAUGAGUUUGCAUUUCCAGAGCAUGUUAAAAUCCCAGUUGCAGAACAAGUCCUGUGAGAAAAUCAAACCACCCAAAAAACUCAUGCUGAAGCACCGGCCAACCAUGCCUCCCAGCACCCUGUCUGACUCAGCACGCAAGGACCGUCACAAGUUGGUGAACACCUUCUUAGCAGCAGCCACUUGCUCGCAUCACAAAAUCGAGCCAGACAAGGCACACAGGCAAUCCUUAGACGAUCUAAGGGCUGCUCCCAAGGCCGAGAGAGCGCCAGAGCGCUCGCUUAUCCUGACGCCCGUUCAUGAGAGAAAGCGAUUGCGGGACAGCUCCUCCGAGAGAAGUGAAGUAUUGAAGCAUCAUGCAGAUAUUGGAAGCCCAAGCUAUUUGUCCAGUGCUAUGGCCUCCUCAGCCCACAGUUCCCUUGUACGGCAGUUGUCCACCUCUUCAGAAACCUCCAUUCCUUCUGCCAGCACAAGCUCACUGGGCAACUCCAUUGCAUCUCAACAGCCAAGGAGGAGGAGGGGGGAAAGCUCUUUUGACAUUAACAACAUUGUCAUCCCUAUGUCCGUUGCUGCAACCACCCGCGUAGAAAAACUGCAGUACAAGGAAAUCAUUACACCAAGCUGGCGUGUUGUGGAUAUUGGUGCUCUGAAGGUGAGCCCAGAUGAAGACAGUGAAGAGAUAGAGGAUCUGUCUGAUUCAGCCUUUGCCACCCUCCAUGCCAAGUGUGAGGAGAUGGAGCGAGCGAGGUGGCUGUGGACCACAAGCAUGCCACCUCAGCGACGAGGCAGCAGAUCUUACAGAUCAACAGACGGACGGACAACCCCACAGCUGGGGAACCCAUCAACCCCACAACCAGCGUCACCCGAUGUUGGCAACUGCUACUCCCAUUCUGACUUUUCCCAUGCCCACUCACCACGCAGUCCCAUCAGUCCUGACCUGUUCUCUGGCCCCCACACCCCUCUGUCCCGGGAUUCCGUGCGGCAUCUGUCCUCCGAAGACACACGUUGUUCCACACCAGAUUCAGCUUUUGAUGAACAGACUGUGCAGCCCUGGGAACGGCGCAGCUUCCCACUCUCCUUCAACCCCAAGACAGAGUGUGAGGACCCGUUGGAUCCCCAAGACCGGUCAUCAUCCCGAUGCACGCGGCGCACGUCUGGCAGCAAACCCUCCCGAGAAACGGACGUGGCCCCCUCCUCACCCACCCUUGCUUCCCUCAAGAGCCGGAACGCAGGGACCGUGGCCACAGUGCAGCGGCCGGCCCACAGAUAAGAGAUGGACAGGGAGAUGAGAGCAAAAAGCAAUCCACCAAACUAACUUUUGGCAUUAAAGCUUCUGAAAAUCUGCGUUUGAUAUUCAAACAUCCUGCCGGGAAUUUUUCACAGUUUUUAGUGAAUUUAAGGAGUUUAGAAACUGUUUUAUUUCCCUCCUCCCUUUCUUUCCAUGUUACCUUGUCACGCACACCUUCUCCAGUGCUGGGUGGUCGGAUGAGGAGAACAGACCUGUCUCCCCAUCCCCACGCUUUACACUCCUCAAAUAGAAGAGUGGAAAAUGGCUGGUUGGUCCUGGAAGGAGUUCUCUGGCAAAGGGGGUUUUAUUUUAUUUUACUUUCCUUUACUUUUGCUGUUCCUGUGUCUUGUUCUCCUCACCCACCACCACCACCACUGUGGCCCCUCCCCUCCCUUUAAGAUUUUAGUGGAGUAAAAUUAGUGGUGAAAAGUGAUGUCUUCUGAAUACAGCUCCUUCACUCUCUAUUCUGCUCAUGGGCCACCACUGGCACUAGAAAGCACUUGCAAUGCAACUCCCCGCCUCUUUUUCACUUGGUUCCCCAAGAGACGGCUUCCAGCUCGUCCCCUCGCAAGAGCGCCUCUUCUCCAAGUUACCUCACCUUGUGCUGCCUUCAUCCUUUCUGCUAGUCUGUUGCUGCUUUCAAGUCCCCCCCCUCCCCCUCUGUCCAUGUGUUCUUGGUUGUUCAAGGCAAGGUCAUCAGCCUUGAUGUGAUUUUUGAGAAAUCAUACUGUUGUUUAGGAUUUUAUUUUUAAUAAAUAAAUAAAUAUACAUAGCAAGUUGAGAGUGGGAGGGAAAGCUGGCAGAUGAGCGUUUCCGAAGAAGUUGUCCAUGGCAGAAAGCGUUUAAAGGCUUCCUUUGCUAGAUGUGAUUUGUGACUCUCCCUCCCCUUUACCUGCUGGUAAUUCCUAACAUUUGUGUGUUUCUUUUUAGUUUGGCAUACAUCCUGUUAGUUUGAAAGCGGGCAGUAGGUUACGUAUCUGCUGCUGCUAGAUUGCAAUACAGUAGUCUUGAGCCUUAAGUACUGGGAGGAAUGUCACAGGAGUCAACAACUUGUCGCCCCAGAUUCACAAAGCCAUAUUGUAGUGAAGAGUGUAUAAUUUCAGUAUUCUCGUUUCUUUUCUUCAGCCCUUGAUGGAAGUAUGUAGUCUAUGCAUUGUUUAAAUGGCAUCCUACGUUUUUAAGCUAUGAAGCGUGCGUUUACCCCUCAGGAAAAGAUAGAACUUUGUUUUUCACCACUACUAUGUAACUCCACUUCCACACACAACUUGGGUUUUCUUUCCUCCUUAUGAGAACUUCUUGUGCUGACUAUAUCAUCAAGCUCAGCAAGUUUGGGUUUAAUUUAAAGCAGCCGCUGCCAUCACCUCCCAUCCCGUGACUCCCAGAUUCUGCACACCGAUCCAUCUGUAAUGUUUUUCUGACCCUCGCGGUGUGGCUGUUGGUCCCUGUCCUGUUGUUAGCAUUGCGCCUGUCUUCUGUAUUAAUCACACCACCAAAAAGGAAAAAAAAGACAUUUUUUCUCAUUUUGUAAUUGUAACGAAAUAGUAGCUAAACUGCUUAAUGGUUGGGGUUUUUUCACAAUUUUCAACAUUACUUAAUGUUUUUGGUUCUGUUCUAGUUUAAUUUCUUUUAAAAAGAGGAAAAACCCAAUGCUAUCAUAUCCCUCUGCAUUAAGUGCUUUUCUAUUUAUAAGGUUGAAAAUUCUGAAUAACCCUCUUAGCGUUAUAAAGGAAAAAUCCACAAAAAAACACCUUGUAUUUUGUAAAUAUUUCUUUUCCUGCUUCAAGCUGUGUAAUGUCCUUGUUAUAUAGAAACGCUUUUCUUCAGAGAAGCUGAUCUUUGUUUAAUGUCUUGAUUCUGUUGGCCAAAGCACAAAUGUGUGCUUAUAAAAAAAGAUUAAAAAAUUAAAAAGUUAAGAAAAUGUGCUAAAUCUCAUCUGUGGAACAUAAUGGAAGAAAAAUGCUGUCUUUACAAAAUACAUCAUAUAUUUCAUCAUGUAAUAGUCGUCCUUUUUUCAUCAAAAAGGGGUUUGUGAAUAUUGGCAAGGAAAAAAACUGACUUUGAUUCUCUAGUUUCCUUACCUUACCUCCAAAUGAGGAGGAGGAGGCUGCUCCAGUCUCAAACAAACAGCUCUACUUGUUAGUCUUUUUAAACUGCAGAACCAUUUGGGGCUGAAUCCCUGUCCUUUCCUCCAUUCUUUAUUUCUCCAAAGGCAAGCCAGUUUUAAAACUUUCAACUUAAGGUGUCUGGAGCUUCACUUUUCUCUCCUUCCUCCGAGGCAAGGCAGUUUACAUUACCUAGAAUGUAGUUAUUUGGAGAAAGCAGGGAACGUAUGAGUUCCAGAGACCUCCAUUUUGAGUUUUUCAGGGGUGUGACUAUUAUGUGAGGAAAACAAGCAAAAUUUUGGCACCCAAAAAUUGAGGGUGCGACUGUUACAUGGUGGUGACUAUUAUGCGAUGAAAUAUUGUAUUAGCAAAUAUGUUGAGAAAAUAGUUGAAAAUGACAAUAAGCAAGAACUUUCAAUGUUUGAGUGACUGAUUUCUUUUAUUACUACUGUUUCGUCUUGGAAAUGGCAGUAAAAAUUUCAUACUCAAAGAUGACAUAAUUCCCCCCUGUAUGUAACAGAAUAAUAUAGUUGUGAUGAGAGUCACGUGGCACUCCAGGUGGUGGUUUGCAACUCUCGGCAUUCUUCAUUCUUGCUAGGGCUGUUGAAAUGUGCCAUUAACAACUGAGCCUGGAUGGUUAGUUUGCUGGUAGGUAUAUGGAGCAGAAUAAUAUAUGCAGAGGAUAAUAUCUGCACACCUUUUCUGUAAAAUAAGGCCUGGUUUACUGUGAUUGUGUGCCAUCCAGACUGACAUGUUUUAGCUUACUGCUACAGACCAAAUACACAAAACUGGAGCUGAGAAGCUAACUUUUUAACAGAAAUAAGGAGCCUGUUGUCUUUUAAAUAUUAACAGGUUGUAUCAUCUAGUAUUCCUUAAACACAGUGGCCAUGGUAACUAGGGUUGGUUGAGAUUCCGUAUCAACAACAUACAGGCAUGUACACACAUGCUUCUCUAAAAUAGCUGGAAUUGUGGGAUUCCAGUUCUUGUGGCUAGAAUGGCCUGACUUCUUCGCCAUGCCAGUCUCUAUCCCCUCGUUUCAACAAAGAACUCGUUAAAUAUUGUAGUAAUGCCUUUUUUAUUUCCAAAUUCACUUUUACAGCAACAGUCAGUGUAAACCAGUUGUUAAAACACACAAGUACAAUAUGGACAGUCACAGACAGGUAGCUAAGCUAGGAUGAUCAUACGGAGAUCUCGCUCCCUUCCCACCCCCACCCCGUUUCCCACCCCCUGAAAAACUUUGAAAAGGGAAUUGCAGGGUCUUCUAAACUCCAUUUUUCCCUUUUGCGUACUUCCACGUUCCAUAUAACAAAGCCCGCUAUCUUUUUUUUCCUUUUUAACUUCAAAACCAAGACUUUCAACUGUCAAGUUUAACACUUUUUCAAACCCCUAGAUAUGUAAAUUUAUAUACCAAGACAAGACAUCAGCCAGUCAGUUUGACAUGGACCUAGACUGAAACUCUCAUGGGUCUAACCAUCUGGAAAAGUGAUGCCCCUUUUGUCCUAAAAUGAGUUAUAAAGAAAAGUAAAAUCCAAGCUCAGAACAGCACCUAUGAUUUAGGGAGACAGCUACAUUUGGGUGGAGGAAAUAAUAUGAUCUAUGCUUCAAAGUGGUGGAGGAUGUGAGCAAUGAAAAAGGAUGGGGGGCAAUAGUUGUAAAGAUAAUUGCUUUGCAUUUCUUUCAUGCUGAAGAAAGCCUGUCAUUUUAUUUCGGUCUAUGCUCUAUGCAAUAACUGACAAGGGAUAAUGCAAGGGAUUUUUUUUUCAUGCCAAGCUGUAGUUGUGUGAGUUGAAUUGAGUCAUAAUGUCUAGGUUCUCGGUGGGGGAGUCUCCUGCAUUCCACAAUUUUUAUAAUGCUGGGUUUAAAAGAAAGCCAGCUAUUAUUUCUGCAUUUUAGAAUGGUAGGCAGUUUACACAUCUUUAAAUCAUUAAAGACUGAACAAUACUGAUUUUACUAACCCUUCAACCAUAUCAGUAUUUCCCGUGUACCAGUGUAAUAUUCUAUAAACUUGUGUUGUUCCUCUUUUGACUUGCUAUCCUAUCCUUUUUUUUGUCAUACCCUUUUAUUAAAAAGCAAGUUUAUUUACCUUCA